AUGGCGCUUCGUCUCUCCUCCUCCUCCUCUUUCCCCUCCUCUCCUCCGUCGCCGGGCUCAGGUACGUCCUUCCUCUUCGGCGCCGGCACGUCGGCUUACCAGGUUGAAGGCGCCUACCUAGAAGACAACAAAGGCAUGAGCAAUUGGGAUGUCUUCACCCAUAUUCAAGGUGCUUCCAUAGGUCUCAGUUAUGCAUACGACGAUGAUCUAAGCCAUCUAAGCAACUCAAUAAUAAGGGUAUAA
This is a messenger RNA of Miscanthus lutarioriparius, 243 nucleotides long. The record is from the annotation of a GenBank genome assembly. Lineage: Eukaryota; Viridiplantae; Streptophyta; Magnoliopsida; Poales; Poaceae.